AUGUUAGCCAUAGACUGUCUGGUCGGCGGUCUGCUGCUCAGCUCGAUCGGCGUUAACAUCCUGGCGCUGGGUGCGUUCUGGGUGACGCCAAGUCUGCGCACCACCGCCAACCGGUUCGUGAUCAACCUGCUGAUAGUGAACCUUGUGUGCUGCAUCAUUCUCGGCCCAUCGCUGUUGUUGAAUGCGUUCACCGCCAAAGCACCGUCGGCUGCCCGCGUGGAGCUGUUUGUGCCCUCGACGGCGGUGUCCUUCAGUGCCCUUGGUGGCACUUCGGAGACCUCGGUGGAUCCGGUGGCUGUAGCCGCGACUGCCGCCAGCCAACCAAAUCGCACGAGGAUCGUUCGGUGUCCAAAAAAUGGCACCCUAGACCCUACGCUGAACUGUGACGGUUCGCCCAGCAGCGAACCGGAAGUGGAUGGGCCGACUAGCAGUGACGAAACGGACUCGACGCCCUUCAUCCGGACCAGCCCGGUGCAUCCGAAUCUAACGCUCACGAAGAUCCGCUGUUGGGGUCUCGAUCUUGUGGUAGCGCUUGGGGCGCUUUCAGUACUGCUGGUGGUCGGAGACACUUGGUGUGCCAUCACCGAUCCACUCCGGUAUCAUUCGCGCAUCUCCGAGCUGAAGGCGUGGGCUUUCAUCAUCGCGAGCUGGGUGCUGGGUAUCGCGUUUGGUAUUGCGUCCGGUUUCCGGGGUGAUCAGAAGUACGUGACGCUGUUCAAGAACCGGCUCACGGCGGAAGAGCUAGCCGCCAUCGAAUCUAGUCACUGGGCCGCAGAUGUGAAUCGAAGUGCAGCGGCCACAGCGGUGGGUCAACCUGGUUCCGUUUCCGCUACCGAAGGGUUUAUCCACCACCUGAACAUCUCGGAGGAUCUGUACAACACGAUCUUCUCGUACGCGUACUUCGUGAUCGUGAUCCUGAUCCCGUUCGCGCUCGUGUGUGCCAUGUAUUGGCGCAUUUUCUCGGAAGCGCGUGAAAGUGGCCAACGGAUGCGCCAGAACGGAUCUUCCCCGUUGCUCCAGAGUGCGCUUAAUCUCGUGUCCGCCCAGAAACAGGCCGCCGCUGAGAAGCAGCUGAUGAUCGACGCACACCAACAGCCCACGCAAGGAUCCCAAAUCCAACCGCUCCCGAGCAUUCCCGAGCGGCCCGCGGCUGAAAAACCUUCAUCGACCGAUUGCGAGGGUCUCACGAUGAAGAUCGACAAGCAGAUCCACUACGAGGAUGAAACGAUCACGAUCAGCAGCAUACCGCAUCAUCAUCAUCAUCAUCAUCACCAGCAUCAGCGGGAUUCGUGUUUGAAACCGCUGCUUCAGCAAUCGCCCGCACCAACGCCCACGCACAAACCGACGGGAAACGCGCACACGGAAACGCCCGCAGUUCAGCUGGCGAGUGUGCUGAAGUCACCGCUGCGACAGGAUCGCAACCAUAACAGUAUUCUGCUACCGCACCUGCCACCAGAGGGCACUGCGAGUGGGCCACUUCCGACGACUGACGCGACGGUCGAUAGACCUGCACCUGAUCGACCUGCAGGAUCUAGCGGCGGGCUUGGAAAAGUGCGUCGCAACCAAAGUGCUGGACGUCUCGUUAGCUUUUGCCAGGACGAACCGACGGCCGACAUGUUGCCAGUGGCCGGAACGCUACGGCAGGUCCAUUCGACACCCAACUUCCGGCGGUACAGUGCGGCUGAGUUUGAGAGCCUUGGACCACACCACAUCCUGUCGCUACCGGCUGUACACGUGCCGCCAAAAGCGCUCAGCUACAUGACCUCGAUCCGGCACCGGCUUUCGAACGCAUCCUCGCUGUUCAAAUACCGUGAGGAGUCACGAGCCGCUCGGAUCAGCAUCCUCGUGAUCAUCAUGUUCCUGGUGUCGUACCUACCGUAUGGUAUCCUUGUGCUAAUGCAAGGCCACGUCGAUCUGAUCAUCGUGUCCGAUCAAGCACUGCUCGCGAUCUUCACCGUCGUGAUCGCGAACCUCAGCUCACCGUUCAUCUUCGCCUACCGGAACAAGCGCGUCCGGCGUGGCGUCCGUCGGCUUCUCGGCAUCGAUCGCAAGACGAACGAACGGCUCCAGAAGCUGACCACAAGCAACACGCACUUCAACAACCAUCCGACGGUGCCGCAACACCAGCAACAUCCGCAACACCUGCACCAGCUCAGCAACUAUGGUGCAAACAUUACGCUGGCCAGCGACGGGCUCGGUUCGGAUGGGGACACGCCCGAGAUGGUGCCACACAAAUCGCACAAGGUGCGAAUUGCGGGCGGUGAUGGUGGCCUCGCGCGAACCGGUGGUGGCUCGUGCAAGUAUCUCACGCCAAAUCACGCGGCGGCCGUGGCCGUGGCGAACGGGUACAUAGUCGAGUUCGAGCGGUACCCCUCCGACGAGCUCAAUAGUCUCUGCAUACAGAAGAAAUCGAUACUGAAACGGGUCUGUGAUAGUUCGCGUAAGUGGGGCUGCAACUUUGCCACCAAUUCCUGCACCAGCAACGACGAGCAGACGGAGGUGUAG
Anopheles nili is the source of this 2505-nucleotide messenger RNA. RefSeq lists its product as uncharacterized. The transcript has a single exon. Gene Ontology annotation, molecular function: G protein-coupled receptor activity; dopamine neurotransmitter receptor activity, coupled via Gi/Go. The record is from RefSeq and is a predicted model, not a curated record. Gene Ontology annotation, cellular component: membrane. The coding region runs from base 1 to 2505 and encodes 834 amino acids. NCBI's taxonomy places the organism in Eukaryota, Metazoa, Arthropoda, Insecta, Diptera, Culicidae. Gene Ontology annotation, biological process: adenylate cyclase-activating adrenergic receptor signaling pathway.